AUGUCGUCGCAACAAGAUGUCAACGCUCUGCUGCAUAACAUGCGGCAGCAGAUCUUGGCAUUGACCAAUCAACUCGCCGAGCUGCAGGCAAAUCCCCCUGCAGCAACCCCCUCAGUUGGGAAGAAAUUCAACAAGAAAGUCGAAGUCAUCAAGCUCCAGAUUUGGGUUAAGGCAAAUUGGGACGCUGUCGAUGAUGAGAACUGCUGUUAG
Messenger RNA from Serpula lacrymans var. lacrymans S7.9, 210 nucleotides. RefSeq lists its product as uncharacterized. NCBI's taxonomy places the organism in Eukaryota, Fungi, Basidiomycota, Agaricomycetes, Boletales, Serpulaceae. The record is from RefSeq and is a predicted model, not a curated record. The coding region runs from base 1 to 210 and encodes 69 amino acids. The transcript is spliced from 2 exons.